Messenger RNA from Penicillium odoratum, 1731 nucleotides. RefSeq lists its product as uncharacterized. The record is from RefSeq and is a predicted model, not a curated record. NCBI's taxonomy places the organism in Eukaryota, Fungi, Ascomycota, Eurotiomycetes, Eurotiales, Aspergillaceae. The transcript has a single exon. Bases 1 to 1731 code for a protein of 576 amino acids.
AUGCCUUCCAACGCCUCAUCCCCCGCUCCAAAGAAGUCUAAGAACCCCACGGAUUCCGACGCGUCUGACAGACUCUUAAAGAAACCGAAGACUACUGGCCAGACCGAAACCGCCUCUAAGCCCCGAAUACUACCACCGAUCGCUUACUCCGACGCCACUAUGAAUGAGCCAGUCGCGUUGUCCUGGACUAAGCAUAAAGCACCAACGGAAAAACCUGGCUUGGUGUUUGAAGAAUGCUACGAUCAUAGCACCAUACAGGACUGGCAGAAAGGCGAGCAAUUUGCAAUCAUGUGCAAAGGCGCUGCCCACGCACAAGCCGAGCCAGCCGCAGUCCCAUUCGACGGGACCACACACGACCCGUCCUUCUUUAAAUACACCAAGCCACCGAACCCUAUUGGCAAAACUGGAAAACCGGUCAAUGUGCCACCCAGCGUUUUCAGGGCCUGGGCGCAGACCUUGCCGCUGUACACCCACUGCAAUGUCAAAGUGGUCAACCACGAGAUUCACCUUCUAAACGAAAUCCCGAAGAUGGUCAAACUCUCCGAUGAGCUGGUUUACGUUGUCUACAAAACCUACUCCCAGACAACCCGCGCGAAGAUGUUCCCAGCCGAUUUCGACGCCACAGGAGACAUCCGAGCAGACCGCAUGCCAGAAGACCCUGCGCCAAGCUGGGCUGCACACGGCGUUCACUUCAUUCUGGAAUUCAAAGGGUACUCAUUGCUCUGCGGGCGCGAAAUCGCUAAGCGGAUCGGAUGGAAGCUAAACACUAAGACCAACGCCACCACCCGUGGACAACCCAUCGACUGGUCUUUCGGCAACUGGGUCAUCGGUGACGGCUUUCAUAUCACCACCCCAAUUAAUCGCCAGGCUUAUCGCCCUGAUGGGUCCAUGGUCGACUCCUAUAUCGGCACUGAAAAAUCUGCUCACCGCGACACUAUGACAAAACCACCAUAUGGCUUGGUGGUUGUGAUAAACAAGACAGCAGAUUGCAUGGUGGGACCGCUAUGGCGCCUGCGCAGUUACCACCCAAGAUGCGCAAACGCUGAUGGCGCGUGGACUGUACCCCUCGGCCUAUUCCAGGAGCAUGACAUUCCGCUGAACCCGGGCAUUGCGAUCACUUUUCCGGUGACCAUUUCCACAGCCCCCGUUUUCAUGACCUCUGCUGAGCUUCGCGAGAAGUGGAAGACCCCUGUAACCGCGCUCACUAACUCAGAGUCUAUGGCCUCUAACCAGCAUGGUUCAAAUCAGCGCAAUACAACACGCGUGAUGCCGGACGUUACUAGAAUACAGGAAUGGACCAAGAAGCUUAAUGCAGACCCACAAGCACAUCAUGUCUGGGAAUGCCUCCGCGACAUCCCCGUCCUGGAACCGGACACAGUCUCCAUCGACAAGCUCAUUGACAAUUUGUGGCAGACAACCUUGCUUCUCGACGCAGCGAGGGCCAACCUGACGUCAGAAGAAGCUAAGUACUGGACCAAGCUGGAAAGUAACAUCUCCGAGCUACAGGCGUCCUACUCUUCAUACGUCGCCAAGGCCAGCCCUACGCUAGCCUCCAUGAACGUGGCAACCCGUGAGCCUGCCAGAUCUCGUUGGGACCUCGCACUUCAACUCUGUUCUCGCAACAAGUCUGUUAGCACUGAGCCAGAUAGCACCACCGCCAUGGGGUUGCCGAAGCCCAGCAGCCCGGCCCCAAGCUCCCAAAAUGAUGAGGACCUCGACAUUACUUACUAG